AACAGCUCUGGGUUUACAGUGGAGGGAAAAGGCGCCUUAGCAGUUAGCUGAGAUGCUCGCUGGGCUUCAUGUCUGCAGCCGAAAUGGAGACAGAUUCCCGGGAGGAAAAGAGGACCGUGGUGGUGUCCGGUGUGCCCGAAGUGCUGCCCGUCAGCAGGAUGAUAGACAAGCUAACAAUCCACUUCCAGAGCUCCAGAAAGAGCCAUGGAGGAGAUGUGGAGGUCGUCAAGUUACCCACCAACAUGCAGGGGGUCGCUUUGGUCACUUUUGACAAAGCUGAAGAUGCAAACAGGGCGUUGGGAAAGGAGCAGCAGAUCAUGGCGGAUGAUGAGUUUCCAGAAGAAUACCCGCUCACUGUGUUCCCCUUCUCUACAGAUGUGUUUUUCUACGUCUCCAACGCUACAGUUGAUCUCUCCGUGUUCGGCAGAGAUCCGUCCUCGCUGAUUCAGAGUCUGCGGUCAGCUCACAGGUCGAUACGUUUCCAACCUUCACCAAAGCAGAGAAAAGCUACCAUCGAAGGGCCUUUCACCGCCGUCCGAGCCCUGAGACAGGACCUCAUCCUCAGGGCGGAAAGGCUUAACUCCACAGCCCAAACAGCUGCCGUCAAACUCAAAGAAACUGCUCCUAAUCCCAGGGUCACAUCUCCUCACACCUCUGUAAGCCGCCACGGGGCUAUAGCUAAGCUGGGACCAGGAAGUUCUAACUGCUUAUCACCUCCACUGCACACCACAGGUGAGGAAACACAACGCCUGCAUUCUAAAACUCAUUCCCCGAGGCGAAAAGCAUCCCGUGAGAGAGAUCGGCUCGAAAUACCCACAGAAAACAGAACAGAGCAAGUAGAGACCAACCCCAGACCAGUGCACAAUUCAAGGAAUAGACCUUCCUUAAUAGGCCUGGAGAUGGAACUAUCUCCUAAACAGUCAGGGGUAGAUGAUAUUUCAGAUAAAGGCAGCAGACCAGAAAGGGUUUCAUCCUCUAAGAUCAGAGGAGGGAGUCAGACAGAAAGCAGCAGCGCUGACUAUCUGCAGGAAUCAGAUCAGAAGAGCCCUGCCACGACGUCUAAGAUCCAAACCAGACACAAACAUGUCUCAAAGUCCUCCAAGAGUAACACUGAGGACACGGGAAAUGUGUCUGCAGUUGGUCUCGAGGAUCAGGAGGAUACGUGCAUCUGGGUGGACUCCUACGUAUUCAAUUACAUCGAAAGAUUUGACAAAAAGGAUUUCGACCAACGCUCCAAAGGUGUUGAUGUGUCCGUUCAGAGCGAAGGCACUGACCUCGUAAGGUUGGUUUUAACCGAGAGGCCAACUUCCACGGUCUCACGGCUGCAGUAUGCGUUAGGAAGCCUCAAAACUCUAGUGGAGAUUUGGAGGACACUGUUGAGGGUUCAUCAGAUCAACUACAACAAGAAGGAUAAACAGAAACUGAUAGAAAUCUGCAAAGAUGUGGAUGUCCUGUGCCUUAACGUUUUAUACAUGAUAGAGGACUCUUGUGUUAAAGUCAUUGGCUACUCAUCUUCUAGUCACAUGUUCUGUCAAAAGGUGGAGGAAAGACUAAACCCAAAGACCCUCGAAGAAGAUUUACAUGGAGGAGAAAUACAUGACUGCAGUUCUAUAACAUGACCACAGGGUGGCAGCAUUGUGCAGCUCCUGCACAGUGUGUCUGAAAUCAACUUAAAGUUAGGCAUUAUCAGCACAUUUUUGAUUACUCUGUUCCACAAAAACAUGUUUUUUUAUUACCCUGGCUAAUAAUCAGAGUUCUAUGAGUUAAGAACACUGUGUUAAUGACAUUCCUGCCUCUAUAACCCAGUUUAAUGUUCUUAUUAAAUGAAAGAAUCAAAUGAUUUCCGUUUGUUUAGCGCGGGUUGAUAAUUAGCCCUUUUAAAAUGAAGUGUAAUACAAAGCAUGUUCUCACAGCAGUAGGGACACAUCUUAAUUAACCUCCUCACGUCUCAAUAACAAUAGACAGGCUUCUUAUUAAAAAUUAGAAUUGACAACCCAUACAUAUUUUAGUUAUGUAUUUAAUGCAGAAAUAAACGUGGAAA
Molecule: messenger RNA, 2041 nt
Organism: Notothenia coriiceps (black rockcod)
Lineage: Eukaryota; Metazoa; Chordata; Actinopteri; Perciformes; Nototheniidae
Exons: 3
Coding region: 69-1619 (516 amino acids)
Molecular function (GO): RNA binding
Source: RefSeq, a predicted model, not a curated record